AAGACAAUGACCGUCGGUGCUCUUUCGUAGGUUUGCUCAUCGUUUCAUCCGUUGAGCUCGACCUUUAUCUCUUACCCAUGGAAUCUCCAAUCAUUCAUUCUCCAGUACACAGCAGUGGACCUCCCUCAAGGUCGCGCAGCAGCACGAAGGUUGGUGAUGAUGUGACCAGUCUCACUUCCUUUAACCCAUUUUCCGAGGAAGAUGAGAAUGACCAGUCUUCUUAUGCCCUCGUUACGUCUCUUUUCUCGAGAAUGAAAAGUAGUUUUUCAGUACCUUUAUCCUCUGCGGCUCCAUCAUCAAUCACCCAGCCAAAUGGCACUGCUGGUGCAGAACAACGACGCCCUUCAGCUACAGCAUUGCACAAUACCCAGUCAAGUUUUUCAUCUAGAUCAUCUGCAGCUGACCGUCCAAAUUCACUGUCUGUCUUACCGUCAAACCCAGCGCCUCCCCUCGUGUCUUUAACCCCAGUUGUAUCUGAAGCACCUUCUUUCACUGUAGACUAUGACCGCUCGCCCUCUCGAGGUCCUCUAUAUACUCCUGUCUACGAAACACCGGAUGGUGGUAUGUUUGGAACUGCUAUUCCUGGGUUCCCGAUACAAGAUGAUACCAGAAGUAUCAGAACUUCUGUUUCUGCUUCAAUCCACCGCUCUGCUUCAGUGUCUAAAGUUAUCCGUAGAAUACGCGGAGAAGGUCAAAUAUUCUGUUCACGCUGUGCUUCCAAUAUUAUCAAAGGCUCGAGGUUUGGGCACGACGGCAUGGUCCGUGUGUGCAAUCUCUGUCUCGGGAAACUUGCCAAAGUCGACGAUGACGACGACGACGAUCAAAGAUCAAUCAUUUCAUCCACCACGUCACCAUUUCCUGCCCAUCAGCUAGGCGUGGAUUCAUUUAUGAUGGGGCUUAAUCAUCAUCCACAGUCUCCCUUUGCAGCGUCUCAGCUAUUUGGACGUACGGAUGAACCAUUUAAUCUCUAUUCCAUCGCUGAAACCAAGAGACCUAUAUCUGGAUCAGACGAUAGUGGCUUCGGUUCAAGGCCUAUCACUCCGAGGGAGAUCGAUGGGAUGUGGGAUCCAGGAAGCACAUGGGAACCAGUCCGAGAGAUUACAGCGCCUUUUCGAAGAAAUUUAGCUGAUGAGGAAAAAGACCCUGUCACAUCAUCAAGCGCAUUUAAUGACCAUUCCCCUACAGCUCCAGGCUCCAAAACACCUAUUGAUUUUCCAGUGAUGGUGCCUGUGUCCGAGGGUCCUAUGAGUUCAAUACAAUUUCCAAUGAGUUCUCCCGAUCAACAUGGUCCCGACAGCCCUGGAGGGACGAGUAUGAUGAGGUCCCGUUUCAAUUCUUUUGGCGAUUUUGACGUAGCAACACCUUUUAUUCGGAGUCGGGUUCAGAGUAGACUAGACCAAUUUAUUUCCAUGGAUGCGGGGUGGCGUACUAGAAGGGAUAGCACUGCGCGUUGUUUUAGAUAUGCACAGGAGUUGAACCUCAUUUCGAUGUUUCAUCUCCGUAUCAUGCUUCGACAAAUGCUCAGUACGGAACAGAUACCCAAUAUCAAAGAAUGGGAGGAAACACUUUUGAGACUUGCUCUUAGGAUUGCUCGCGAGCUCACUUUCACUGCAUUACCCCAUCAUCAAGGUGAAGACAUGGAUGUUCGUCGUUAUGUCAAGAUCAAGAAAAUACCAGGUGGUAGUCCAUCUGACUCCGAAUAUGUCGAUGGUGCGGUUAUUACUAAAAAUGUCGCGCACAAGCAAAUGUCAAGAUUUCAAAAAAACCCUCGCGUAAUGUUUGUUACAUUUCCACUGGAGUUUCAUCGAGUAGAGGGGCAAUACGUGCAUUUUGGGCAAAUUCUCCGCCAGGAAAAGGAGUAUCUUGGUAAUCUCGCGUCUCGCAUUGCGGCGUUACGUCCUCAUAUUGUGAUCGUCGAGAAAUCGGUUUCACGAAUUGCACUAGAAGCUCUAGCUGAGCACAACAUCGCCGUGGCUAGAUCAGUGAAACCAUCAGCGAUACAAUUCGUGGCUCGCAUGACACAAGCAGACGUAUUUUCGUCCAUGGACAAGCUUGCACUGGAGCGUCGGCUGGGACAUUGUAAACGGUUCCGCAUUCAAACUUUUGAUCAUCAUCUUAUUCCUGGUCGUCGGAAAACAUAUAUGCGUUUCGAAGGAUGUAGUCGUGACAUGGGCUGUACCAUAAUCCUCAGGGGCGGCGAUUUCGAGACGCUCCGAAGGGUUAAAAAAGUUACUCGGUUCCUCACUUUUAUUGUUCGCAAUUUGAAACUGGAGACACACUUGUGGAAGGAUUCUGUUAUUACACUGCCAUCAUUGACAGCCGAGGCUAUCCCUGCUUCCCCAUCUCGUCAAAUAACAGGAGCUUCUGGGUCACAGUCUCUCGUACCUGCUUCCAUCUCGUCGGCGCGUUUAAUUGUAUCAUCGGAUGAAGUGGAAUCCACGUUAAAUGUUUUUCAAACGGAAAGCACAGCUGAGGAAGACCUUCCCGACGAUGAAGCAGAGCAGAUGCGACUAUCGAAGCGCAUACACCAAUCACUCGAACCUUAUACCAAAACCUUCAUAUCUGUUUCUGCGACUUUGAGGUUCCCACCUCCCCAGCCACUACGGCGUAUGAAAGAGCUAGAUGAUGAGCUUAUGUAUGUUAAGAGGGCUUGGGAAGACGAAGUUGUUCGACGAGAAGAGCAGGGUCACAAGGGACAUAUAAUGGAGAUGUCCGUCACUCCAAUGCCGAUCAUAGAGGCUACCCAUGAUGCGGACGAUGUCAAGGCUCAGAUAGAGGCACUACAUCUACCAGAUAUGCCCGGGACACCACUUCUAAGCCAGACUGGUCUCUCGGACGUCGCUGAAGCCCCUAGUGGAUACUUCGAUCCUCAGCCCAACUCUUCUCCCCACAUAUUCCCACAGUCAACCCUCAUUACUUCCCCAAUGAUCUUAAGCCCAAGGAUGGAAGAACCCCAGUUGCCCCUCAAGACUGCUGCAGAUAUAUCUUUAGAAAGCCAACUGAGUCUAGUAAAAUGGCAACAUGAAGAGCAACGACGCAUCUGGGAGUGGUAUCUACGGAAAAAUAGCGAUGAUUUCGUGGUCGAGAAGUAUCAGCGUAUAAGCCUUUGGGAAUAUACUAUGCCUAUUGCGGAAUUUGGCUUACAUCGAGCUUGUUUCGCACCUCAUCUCAACUACAUCACAUUCUAUGGGGAGAAAGACUGUACCCUUGGACAAUACAUCGAAAAAUCCGUUUCUGACACUCUAGUGCAAUUCUUGGAUCCCAAGGCCAUAUGCACGGGUAAGGGUUGCACCCAACCACUAGCUCGUCACUGCAAAGUCUACGUCCACAACGAAACUCGCCUUUUUGUUGCUGUGGAGCAAUGGGAUGGUCAAAUUAAAGGUCGAAACGUCCAUCCCUCCCCUGAAUUAAUCACUACCUGGAGUGCCUGCCGUGUAUGUGGUUCAGCAACUCCAUUUAUUCCUGUUUCAGAGGAGAUGCAACGCUAUUCGUUUGCAAAAUUCUUGGAACUGCAUUUUUACCCGGCUGAUGUGCAGCUUGUUCAAGGAGCUGGCUGUCAACACAACAUAUACCAACACCAUAUCCGGUAUUUUGCUUCAAAAGGAAUGACUGUACGAUUUCAAGCAGAUCCUAUCUUGCUUCAUGAGGUUGUUUACCCUCCUAUGCGUAUACGUGUGCGUCCAGAAACCCAACUGGAGCUGAAAAACGCAGACUUUGAACGUUUGCAUCGCCGAAACCUGAUGUGGUACACUGCUUUAGUUGACGAUCUCAAGUUGAUUAGUAUCGAUGCUUCUACCGGCGACGAGGAGCAUGAUGCACGUCUCACAGUGGAUAUCAAUAUUUUGAUUUCCCGGGCUGAAGCAGAGAGGGAAGAAAUUAGUAACCUCAUCAACCGAAUUUACAAGGAGUCAUCGCCUACUGAUACUUUAGCAUUAAACCACAUACGCUCGUAUAGGCAGGACAAGAUUGUAGCAUGGCAGCAGGAUUUUGACAAAUUGCCAAAGCCUCGACCUGCAAACACCUUGGAUCGCAAUAGUCGUCGAGUUUCCGCCUUUGGGUCUGUUCGAGCAAUGUGGCCAAAGAAAUACGAUUUACCCAGUGCUUUUGGUGACCUACACAUUCCUUCCUCAAGUGUCUCAGAAGCCGAAGGGGGCCGUUUAUCCAUGAGACGAGUAACUGGUGAUUCAUUCACGUCAUCGGCAUCUGAAGCCUCUGAGGUGGAACCUGAGACAACCUGUGAGCCUGCACAAGCAGGGAAGGAUGCUAUUUCUGAAAUGAAGUUGGAGCCGUCGCUCACGGCACCUAGAGAAAUAUUUCCAGAGGAUUCGUAUAUUCCUGUUGCGACGAAAAAUGAUCCAGAUAGUGAUUCUACAAUUGGAGCUGCUAAAGAUGAUGGUAUCUUAUCUGACCAGGCACCUAUCUCGGCCUCACAGGUUCGUAAAACAAUAACAUUCGAGCCCAACGGCGAUAGAACUGUUGAACAGAUGUCAAGAUUGCCCCGGCGCGCUACUCAAAACCCUAGUGUAGCAGAACUUGUCAAAAAGUAUCAAGACUUCUUACCUCCCCAGGGCGUCCAGGAACUCGCAAAGACUGCUUUAGCUCCACCCCCUCCAGUGUCGGAAAGUGACCAAGAGAGUGUGAUCAUGCCAUAUCCUCGUACGCUACGCUCGAAGAGCAGGCGUCAUGGGCCCUCCAAGAAACCUUCCAUAUCGGACUUCGAGCAAAGUUAUGCGGUUAAUGUUGCCUCGAGGUAUCUGACUUACAAUCGUCGAUCUCUUGGCCAGGGGCCACAGGCUAGUCGCAUUCCUGGACCCAUCGGAUCUUCAGUCGAAUCCCAGCCUCCGUCUCGUCGCGCGUCGCCGGAUAAACGUUCUGCCAAAACCCUUACAGAUGGGUCAAGUAAACUUGGUCGUACAUCUCCCCCUUCGGGGAGCAAAGCACCCGUUCCUCCCACAACUGUUGCUCGGAAUAUGAGGGGAAAACCCCCGGCGCGAGGGUUCCCCAAGGACAAGGCAUCUUCUCGGCCACCAUCUAGUUCGGGGACGAAGCCGGGCUUCCGGAGAGCACCAGUCGGAACAGGCAGCAAGGUAUCGAAUAUAGCUAGACACUUUGAGCGGAUAAAUCGAGAUACCGAAAAAGCAAAUCGACGUUAUGCUGUUAUUCGCGGUAAACGGGCUCGACCUGUAGCGUCUGCGAAAGCCACUGUAGAAGUCCUCGACAGUAUCAAAGACGCCAUUAAGGACGAAUCCGAGAGCUCCGAUUCCUCAAGCGAAGCAGAUGAUGAAGGAGGCGAUGAAGAUGAAGGGCGUAAAUCAAGUGAUAAGACUACCUUGGAUUCAUCUCCCGAACAAUCAGCUACACUUCCUGAGGUGAAGGUGCAGCCAGAGGUCACCGAUAAUAGUAAUCCCGCACCAAAUACUCUCGAUAAUUCAAAUGAUGUGAUAUCUACGGUUCCUCAAUCGCAGGUACUUCUGCCUCGUCCUAUCGUUCAACCUGAGCCUCAGACCAAAGUUCCCGCAUCACCAUUCUUAUCAUCCACGCCGGCGUGUCAAAACCCUCCUUCGACGCCGUUGACACCUGAUAUGGAUAUUAUCGGUGGCGGAACAGAACGCGGCUCGAUUUUCAAAGCUGCAUUGUCUGGUCUCUGGCCUCAACAAUUUCCGCAACCCCGCCGUGUAGAAUUCGAAGGCGAUGAUCCUAUGAGUGAUCCAGAGCAUAUUUUCCGUGAUUCAUCAAUGGUUGUACGUACCGAUGAGCCAACGUCCAUUAUCGCCUUGGCAUUGAACUCCCCACAGUAUCGCGACAUGCUAGCUAGAUCACGCGCGGAGAAACGAAUAGCUCGCGAACCGAAGCUCACAGAUGGUGGAGAGGCUUUUAUGCCUGAUGAUCGUUCCGUGGCAGAGUCAACAUCUACUUGGGGUGUCGUAAAUGUUGAGAGUGCAGACUGCGCCAAUCCAACAGAUGAGCUGAAGUCUGCGUCUUCUAAACUUCCCUGGGCAAUUUCUUUUGAAAGUGGAGGUCUGACCAUCAGCUGCACGGUCCUAUAUCCGGAACACUUUGACGCGUUACGAAGGACCUAUGACUGCGAAAAAUCUAUCAUUGAGUCUUUAGCACGAUGUGUAAAGUGGAAUGCGAGCGGCGGUAAAUCAGGUUCCGCCUUCUUGAAAACCCGAGAUGAUCGUUUCAUUGCCAAGGAGCUAUCCAGACCUGAAUUACAGACGAUGGAGACAUUCGCUCCUGCUUAUUUCGAUUACAUGGCUUCGGCUGUUACUGGAAACCGGCCGACUUUGCUUGCCAAAGUUUUCGGAUGCUACAAAAUUACGUUCAAGAAGACCAAGGACAAAGGAUCUAGCAAGUCGAAACUAACGCAGAUGAACUUGGUCGUCAUGGAAAAUCUCUUUUACGAUCGACGCUUUUCGAAGAUAUAUGACUUGAAGGGGUCAACUCGCAAUCGCCACGUACAGUCAACCGGUCGAGAAAACGAGGUUCUUUUGGAUGAGAAUUUGGUUGAAACUGCUCAUUUAUCUCCUUUUUAUCUGCGGGAACAUUCCAAGCGUGUUCUUCGGGGAGCAUUAUACAACGAUAGCAAAUUUCUUGCCGAUAUCAAUGUUAUGGACUACUCCUUAGUCGUUGGUGUGGACAACAUAAAAAAUGAGCUGGUAGUGGGCAUCGUUGAUUACAUCCGAACCUACACAUGGGACAAAAAGCUAGAAAGCUGGGUAAAAGAAUCCGCUUUCAUGGGUGGUGCUGGAAGAGGGGAGCCUACCAUUGUCACACCCAAACAAUACAGGCAACGGUUCAUUAGUGCAAUGGAGCGGUAUUUCCCCCUGGUUCCUGAUCGUUGGAUGAAACAAAAAGAUACAUCUGAGGAAGAUCCCCGUAGUCUUGCUGAACUCUGGCCUGAUUGGUAAAUUCACAUCUUAAGCGUUACUUCUUGUGGUUAUUUUUGAACUCCUCCUCGUAUUGGCAUAUGUAUUGUUACCACCUCUAUUUCAUCUGCGUAUCAUAGCACUCAUCACAACCACUGUUUAGUACAUACCACAGCAAUAUCAUUUUUGAACUAGUCUUAGCACAUCUUGUCAUAUUCAUAGUUUACGCACUCUAUAUUUUUCCCUGUUGGCUAUGUCGUGGUUUUGAUGUUUCAUUUCUUCUGAGAAUUGCUCUUUUGUGGCUUUCUUAUCUGCGCGUCGUACUUGCCGCUCUGCCUUAACGGCUUGCUUGCGAGCCUUCUUCUCCUCUUUAGACUCGUCACGAGGCCUUGCUGUAGUUUCCUUUGGAACUUUCUCGUGAUUGGAGUCAUCAGCUGCAGGGAUUGAUUUAGCAGACCGGUUCUUCAGCUGUCGAGAUUUUGUGAUGGAAACCUCCCCAUCGACCAUGGGUAAUCCAGUUCGAGGAUCUAAUCUAAUCUUCGGUUCGGGCUUUGGCUCGCGAGCACGUAUUAAACGUGGAUGAUUUUCAAGAUUGGAAUAUGUAGACAGAACGGUUUCACAAUCCCAUCUAUCCUUCUUGUCUUCUUCCAAUGUCAUAAAGAUGUCUUGGUCAUCCGUAUCCUCUUCCUCGGCAUUGCUUAUUCUCACCCGCUCAUCUUGCCCCAUAGCUCUUCUUAGUGUCUCCAGUUUUGCAGCACCGCUAUCUCCCGCAAGUACGGGCUUCAUCUUUCUGCCUAGAAGUUCAUAGUUAUCCAAAAAAUCGUUCAUCAUAUCCUCAAAGUCGUCUCGCGAAGUGAUGAGAUCUGGUGCCUCAUCAGAAAGAUCAGAAGAGGACUCUUCUUCUUCGUCCUCGUCGUUCGAUUGGUACUCUUUACCAAUCAUCUGAUCAAAACGCUCAUCAAGAGUAAGCAGUGCCUCUGUACGGUACAUAGACGAGCUACUCAUGCUGUAGCCUGAGGCAUCCGAUGUACCUUUUCGCCUUCGCUUCCCCCCCACUACAGCCAACUUUGGAAGAUUCCCAACAGUAUCUCCGCCCUCGCUAUGAGCAUCAGAACCAGAAUCACUUCCUGCAGGGCCGUUCUUUUGCUCCAGUUUAAAUUUCGCAAAUCUCGUCUCCCAGCCAUCUUCAUCUUCACUGCCUUCAGUGGGAUCGCCAGUAAUAUUGUGCUCCCUCAGGUCAUCCUCGAAAAACUCAAACUCUACUUUAUCACCUUCUUCUCGUUCUCCUGCCCCAACAAGCUCGCCAAAGAAAUUGUCCUCCAGACCAUCGUCUACAAAAGCAUCGUCCUCAAGGGCUUCUAGCACCUGUCGUAAGUGAGGAUCCAUAUCAGGUUGAAAACCAGCUAUCGAUGAAGGAACAGCCUCCUGUGACUCAUAAUUUCUUGGUAGUUCUGAGGUUGAUGGUAGUGCAUCAGAGGGCAGAUCCCGCAGAAAAAGAGGUUCUCGCUGCUUCUGUUUUGACUUUGCCUUUUGUGAGGUUGGAGCCUCGAUCCAUACACUGUCUACACCUUCUUCUUCUUCUCCCGCUGCGCGCAGAUGUUGCAUGUAGUCAUAUUCUGUGUCAUCGAAAUAUACUCCGUACAGAGAAGCUUCUCCUACAUUGGCACGGGAGUCGUGUUCCAGAUCGGAUGGAGAGAUAAUGGCCUCAAGCUCUACUCGAGAUUU
This is a messenger RNA of Serpula lacrymans var. lacrymans S7.9, 8594 nucleotides long. RefSeq lists its product as uncharacterized. The record is from RefSeq and is a predicted model, not a curated record. Gene Ontology annotation, cellular component: endosome membrane; fungal-type vacuole membrane. NCBI's taxonomy places the organism in Eukaryota, Fungi, Basidiomycota, Agaricomycetes, Boletales, Serpulaceae. Gene Ontology annotation, molecular function: 1-phosphatidylinositol-3-phosphate 5-kinase activity; ATP binding. The transcript has 15 exons. Bases 78 to 6911 code for a protein of 2277 amino acids. Gene Ontology annotation, biological process: phosphatidylinositol phosphate biosynthetic process.